Molecule: messenger RNA, 1266 nt
Organism: Otolemur garnettii (small-eared galago)
Lineage: Eukaryota; Metazoa; Chordata; Mammalia; Primates; Galagidae
Product: KIAA0825 ortholog
Exons: 3
Coding region: 1-975 (324 amino acids)
Source: RefSeq, a predicted model, not a curated record
AUGGCUUGGGAUGAUGAAUAUUCACAUAAUUCAUUUGACCUAUGUUGUUUGUUAAACUCAUUUCCUGGAGACUUGGAGUUUGAUCAGAUCUUCAGUGACAUUGAUGAAAAGAUUGAACAAAAUGCUAAAAGCUUAGAACAUUGCAUUAAAGAAAUACAGUCUGAAGCUAACAAACAGUGCCCAGAUGUGCAGCUGCAAACAACAACUGACUGCUUUGAAUGGCUAACUAAAUGUAAUUAUAAUGUAUCCAUGUCACCUUCCAUUUCCCAGGGAGAGAUGAUAGAAUUCCUCAAAACACUGCAAAAUUUGUUGAAGAACGAACAAAAUCAAGAAGAAAUGAUACUCGAUUUACUCUGGGAUCUCUCCUGCCAAAGCAGCCUCUCGUCCCCAUCGACUCUGAGCGGGGCGUCUGUCCGCUCCCUCUCUCGGACUCCUCUCCCCUGUGUUGCGGAUCAGCCCUCUGUGGACGUGAAGUCUAUGUGGGACGAUGUCAGACUGCAUCUCCGACGCUUCUUAGUGAGGAAGUUGCAAAGCCACGAUGAAAUAAACAAUUCACAGCAAAACAUUUUAUUGAAAAGUCAUUGCCUGCAACAACUCUUGUUUCUUUAUCCAGAAUUGGAAGUUAUAAUCAAGUACAAAAAUAUACAGCAUAAAAUGUUGGCUAAACUUCUGCAGAACCUCUUUCCUUCUUACGGCAAAGAUUCAAAUUUAGACAUAAUAGCUCACGGAUAUCAAAAUACAAUGCUUAAGUUAUACUCAAUGCUAAAAGAGGAUUUUAACAUACUCUGUGAAAUUUUAUCUCCAUCUUCAACAGUGAAAUUCAUUAAAGAAACUUACCUGGAUACUGUUACAGAAGAAAUGGCAAAAUUUCUUGAAAAUUUUUGUGAGCUGCAGUUCAAAGAAAAUGCUGUCCCCGUGGUUAAAACAAGCAAGAGUUCCAGCAACCAUAGAGGAGCAGUGCAUGCUUUGGGUUAGUGACAUUUACAAUUUUUGUUCAGUUUAACUUAAGCCUUUAAACCUUCCUGAUAUCUUUAAUUUUCUAAGAUUUUCCUAUGUGGUUAAAUCUCAUUGCAAACUUGAAAAUAAAUUAGAAAAUAAAUGUGAUGAAAUUUUGCAGUCCACAUUUCUCGUAUGCAUCCUUUUUCUGUAAGUACAGUCAUAAAAGUGUUUUCUGUCCUGUUAAAUUCUUAAAGGCAUUGGAAAUGUAAGCCAAAAAAUACUUCAAAUAAGAGUUUUAACUCUCUUGAUUAUGUAUGACAGAGAGUA